This is a messenger RNA of Adineta steineri, 2622 nucleotides long. The record is from the annotation of a GenBank genome assembly. Lineage: Eukaryota; Metazoa; Rotifera; Eurotatoria; Adinetida; Adinetidae.
AUGGCUACGGCUAUUGAACAAUUAAUGAUUGAUCCACAAUCCCGUUUUCUUGAAAUGAAAUCUCUCCAACCUUAUUCAACAACAGAUGAAUAUUUAUAUGCAAUGAAAGAAGAUCUUGCAGAUUGGCUUUCAAAUAUGUAUCCAGAAUGGCGUCCAAUCACAGCUGAUAGUUUUGUUGAAUGUUUAGAAAAUGGUGUUCUUCUUUGUCAACAUGCUAAUAAUGUUAAUAAUGCUGCACGUAAAGCUUAUGCUUUGAAAUUAGCAUCGCCAUCAUUAUCUUCUACACUUGAAAAUUGUAAAUAUCGUUCCGAUGCUCGUCCUCAAACAUUUAAUGCACGUGAUAAUGUUUCACAAUUUAUAAAAUGGGCACGUCGUGUUGUUGGUGUACGUGAAGUUUUAAUGUUUGAAUCCGAUGAUUUAAUUUUACGAAAAAAUGAAAAAAAUUUUCUACUUUGUUUACUUGAAAUUGCGCGUUUUGGUUCACGAUUUGGUGUUAGUGUACCAGCUAUAAUACAAUUAGAAGAUGAAAUCGAACGUGAAAUUCAACGUGAUAAACAAUCAGAAAUUAUGUCAUUUACGGAAUUAAGACGUUUACAACGAGAAGAAAAUCAAAAGAAUAAUUCACAUUCUUCUUCUUCUUCACAUCAUGGAAAAUAUAGUAAAUUAUUAAAAUUUGUUCGAAAUGAAAACUCAGAUUCAAAUCAUAACCAUCAUCAUGAAACAACGAAAAAUUCUUAUAAUACUUUUUCAUUGACACAUUCAAAUGGUGCUAGUUGGUUACGACAACGUAUAUCGCGUAUACCUAAAUUUGCACAACAUAAUAGUAAAAAAAGACAAAGUAGUGGAGAAAGUAAUGAUAGUAUAACAUAUAGUGAUGUAACCACCACACUUGCAUCGAACAAAGAACAGCGAAUUCCACAAAUUAGUCGAACUUUAGGAGAAAAUGAAAAUAGAAGUGAAACAUCAACGACAUCAUCACAAUUACAUAAAACAGUAGUACAAAUGACAAAUUCAUGUUGUUGUGCACAACGUUUUCCUGUUAUACGUCUUGGCGAAGGAAAAUAUCGAAUUGGUGAAAGUGGAACAGUUAUUUUUAUUCGAAUUCUUAGAUAUCAUGUUAUGGUUCGUGUUGGUGGUGGUUGGGAUACUCUUGAGAAUUAUCUUAACAAGCAUGAUCCAUGUCGACGUCCAGGAAGUCAUCGUCGAUUAGAACUUAAUGAUCAUCAUACAAAUAUCCCGAUUCUAGCUAUACCAACUAAUACUGUAUCAUCUAGUUUUCCAAAAGUAACUCCCUAUGGUAAAUCAGUAACUAUAAAAACAGAAGAAUUUCCAUUAUCGAAACCUACAAUUUAUGAUACAAAUCUAACUAAUGCUCAACUUCUUGUUACUCGUGAUCCCGAUGGACGUCAUCAUAUUGGUCAAAUAACAUAUAAAAGUGAAGAACAUCUUGAUCAACAACAUUCAUGUCCUCAUCAUCAUUAUAAUCAACCAACUACUUUUACACCAAAAGUAAGAAGUGUUCGUGGUAGUGGAUAUUCAACUCCAUCACCUAUGUUUACUAAACAAUCAUCACCGAGUACUGAUCAAGAUUAUUCAUCUUAUACACCAUCAUCUUCUAUAGACACUAAAACAACAGAUACAUUUACGAAUGAAAGUCAAUCAACUCAAUAUACUAAAACUGAUUUCAUUCUUCGACAACCAUCUCAAUCAAAACUUAACAUUGAUAAUUUUAAAGAAAAUCAACAAAGUCCAAUACCAAUUAUUAAUAAUUCCAAAUCAGGAUUUACAGAAUCAAUUAUUGAAAAUAUUGAUGGUUAUAUUACACCAAAUUUUGGUGAAUCUGAACAUGAUUUUGAUAUUAGUGAUAUUGAUGAUGUUAUGCGAAUUAAUCGUCAUGAUGAUGAUAUAACAAAUAUGGAUGAAGAUAGUUUAGAAAGUUCUGAAGGUGUUUUAGAAAUUAAAAAGAAAUCAUCAGCACCAUUACCACCACCACCACCUUCAAUAAAUUCAAUUAAAAAACCAAUUUUACCAAAAAUAAAAUCAGGUGGAAUUUGUACAGCACUUUAUUUAGCUCAAAAACAAAAACAAGCAUCGGCUUUUAAAAGACCACAAACAAUAUCAACAUAUUCACGUUCAAAUACAUUACCAAAUGUUGUUGAAGCUAUAAAAAUCGAAGAAAAAACAAUAAAAUCAUAUCGAAAACCAUCACCUGGUACACAACGAUCAAAAUCAACCGAUUUAUUAGAUAAAAAUCAACAUAAUGAUAUAUCAAAACUUGAUCGAGAUUCAGGUUUUGAUGAACAAGAUUUUCGUUGUGAACGUUUACAUUCAAGUUAUGAUGAUAAUUCAAGUUUCUCAUCUUUAAAAAGUGGACGUAAUUCCGUAGGUCGUUCAUUAUCAUCUGAUCUUAAUGGUCAAAUCUAUCGAGAAAAUAAAGCUUAUGAAUUACGUUUAAAAGCUCUUGAUUAUACACGAAUAUUAAAUGAACAAUCUGCACAUGAUCCAAGAUUAUAUAUUCGACGAAAUUUUAAUUAUAUAUCAACACGAACAAAUGAUAUAAGUCAACUAUCUACACAUAGAUACAAAAAAAAUACUCAAUUAAAUUUAUUUUCUAAAUACUAA